AUGAGGGUUUGGACAUUUAAAGGGGGUAAAUCCGAGGUGUUCACGUGUGAGGUAGUAAGCAGGAAGUUAGUGAGGUUAUCAGAAGACUUCUUCUGUGUGCUGUAUAAGGAAUAUAUUAAUAAUGAAAAUAUUAAUAUUGAGGGAAUAUUAAAAUUAGUUAUAAAAAAUAUUAAUAUAAAUAUUAUUACUAUAUCUGGUAAUAAUGAAAUUUUUAGUGAUGGAAUAUUUUACACAAUAAGUAAUAAUAAAAGACUUAUGACACAAGAUGUAAUUAAUAUUAAUAAUUCAUCAAUGAUCAAAAAGUUUUGCAUUAUUUAUUUUUACGCUAAAAACAAAAUCGAAAAAAUGUGCGACGAAAACGGAAAGAUAGCAGAAUAUAUAAGACAUAACAUCAUAAGUAAUGACCCCAGCUUAACCCAUGUGAUAAACAGGAUAAACAAGCUAGAGAGUGAGCGGGACUCAUUCAAAUCCUUCAUACAAGCAAGUAUAACAGAUGUAUUUAAUGAAAUAAUCAAAGAACUGAAGGGUAUGACAGAUUCUGAGGUAGAUAAAUUAUUUAACACAGAAUAUAGUACACAAUGUAUUAAUAAUUAUACAGAUGACCCAGAAUAUAGUACACAAUGUAUUAAUAAUUAUACAGAUGAGGCAGAAUAUAGUACACAAUGUAUUAAUAAUUAUACAGAUGACCCGGAAUAUACUACACAAUGUAUUAAUAAUAAUGGAUAUUUAUAUUACUUAUUAUACACUGUACUAAUAAUAAUAAUUAUAAUAAUAACAGUAUUUAUUAUACACUGUAUUAAUAAUAAUAAUUAUAAUAUAAUAUAUAAAUAA
Molecule: messenger RNA, 831 nt
Organism: Nematocida parisii ERTm1
Lineage: Eukaryota; Fungi; Microsporidia
Exons: 1
Coding region: 1-831 (276 amino acids)
Source: RefSeq, a predicted model, not a curated record